AUGGCUCUGCGCUGCACCUUAACUCCACGCAAUCCUUCUUUGCUCUCCCUCGUCGCAGCACGCAACCCUUCUUUGCUCUCCCUCGUUGCAGCACGCAACCCUUCUUUGCUCUCCCUCGUCGCAGCACGCAACCCUUCUUUGCUCUCCCUCGUUGCAGCACGCAACCCUUCUUUGCUCUCCCUCGUUGCAGCACGCAACCCUUCUUUGCUCUCCCUCGUUGCAGCACGCAACCCUUCUUUGCUUUCCCUCGUUGCAGCACGCAACCCUUCUUUGCUCUCGCUCGUUGCAGCACGCAACCCUUCUUUGCUCUCGCUCGUUGCAGCACGCAACCCUUCUUUGCUCUCCCUCGCUGCAGCAUGCAACCCUUCAUUGCUCUCGCUCGCUGUAGCACGCAACCCUUAUUUGCUCUCGCUCGUUGCAGCACGCAACCCUUCUUUGCUCUCGCUCGUUGCAGCACGCAACCCUUCUUUGCUCUCGCUCGUUGCAGCACGCAACCCUUCUUUGCUCUUGCUCGUUGCAACACGCAACCCUUCUUUGCUCUCGCUCAUUGCAGCACACAACCCAUCCACCUCGUGCCUCAGCUCCUGCCGCAAUGCAUGCGCCACUACCUCCAUUUUCUCCGCCCAUCUGCUCACUGCAUCGUUUUGA
Closterium sp. Naga37s-1 is the source of this 648-nucleotide messenger RNA. Lineage: Eukaryota; Viridiplantae; Streptophyta; Zygnematophyceae; Desmidiales; Closteriaceae. The record is from the annotation of a GenBank genome assembly.